CGACAGUAGUGUUGCUGACCGCAGCGGGGCCACCAAACAGAGGCCCGCAAAUAAUUUCUUCGGAGAGCCUCAGCGAUUUCGUAGCUGUCCACAACAACCCCGUCGGAGCCCCUCUACCCUUUUCUCGUCAAUUCUCACCAACCAACACAAAACACUAUGGCUAUCCAUUACUUGAUUCUCCUGUCGAGACAGGGCAAAGUGCGUCUUGCCAAAUGGUUUACCACUCUGUCCCCGAAGGAAAAGGCCAAGAUCAUCAAGGAUGUGACCCAGCUUGUGCUCUCGCGCCGGACGCGGAUGUGCAACUUCCUUGAGUACAAAGACUCCAAGGUCGUCUACCGUCGUUAUGCCUCCCUCUUCUUCAUCGCCGGAUGCGGCUCGACCGACAACGAGUUGAUCACCCUCGAGACCGUUCACCGAUACGUCGAACAAAUGGACAAGUACUACGGCAACGUCUGCGAGCUCGAUAUCAUCUUCAACUUCCAAAAGGCAUAUUUUAUUUUGGACGAACUCCUGCUGGCGGGAGAGAUGCAGGAAAGCAGCAAGAAGAAUGUUCUGCGGUGCAUAAGUCAACAGGACAGCUUGGAAGACAUGGAGGUUGAGGAGGACGUGGUUACGAAGAUCAUGUAGAGGCUUUUGAUUGUUCAUAUUCAGCGGCUUCUGUGUUUUGCGCUUGUUUGAUUUGAUUUCUGUUUCCGGUUUGCAGACUGUAUACUGCCAUUGGGGCACGGGCUACAUAGGCGUUGUCUUCUACUUCUACUACUAUUUGUGAUUUCAGACUAAUUAAUACGACAUUGACUACCAACUCAGGAUCCCGAGGAAGUGAUCGCCAACCUUUCCAAAGCCGGAUUCUAAACACAGCCGGACCCAA
This is a messenger RNA of Aspergillus glaucus CBS 516.65, 868 nucleotides long. RefSeq names its product AP-1 complex subunit sigma. Gene Ontology annotation, biological process: protein transport; vesicle-mediated transport. NCBI's taxonomy places the organism in Eukaryota, Fungi, Ascomycota, Eurotiomycetes, Eurotiales, Aspergillaceae. Gene Ontology annotation, molecular function: clathrin-cargo adaptor activity. Bases 157 to 627 code for a protein of 156 amino acids. The transcript is spliced from 5 exons. The record is from RefSeq and is a predicted model, not a curated record. Gene Ontology annotation, cellular component: intracellular membrane-bounded organelle; AP-1 adaptor complex.